AUGUCUGGAGAAAGAAGUGGUCCGAGCUUCUACAGGCUCGGGAAGCAGACAUCCUCCUGCCUCCCAAAAACCAAGCUGCAGUUCCCCGUGAGCCACGAAGAGCCCCUCCUGCAGGAAGACCACCCUGCCCAGCAGCUGAGCCUCUCCAGCCAGGUCUCCCUGUCGGCCAUUCUGAAGUACGUGGCCACCAACAUUCUGGAGCUGGUGGGCAACGAGGCCCAGCACAACUGCAGGGUGCAGCGGGACGUGAACAACAACGUGCGGGACGUGAACAACAACGUGCAGAACGUUGAACAACAACAUCGAGGACGAUGCCGCUUCUCAGGUCUCUGA
Molecule: messenger RNA, 333 nt
Organism: Ailuropoda melanoleuca (giant panda)
Lineage: Eukaryota; Metazoa; Chordata; Mammalia; Carnivora; Ursidae
Product: histone H2A-like
Exons: 1
Coding region: 1-333 (110 amino acids)
Cellular component (GO): nucleosome
Molecular function (GO): DNA binding; structural constituent of chromatin; protein heterodimerization activity
Source: RefSeq, a predicted model, not a curated record